Messenger RNA from Oncorhynchus gorbuscha (pink salmon), 883 nucleotides. RefSeq names its product epithelial membrane protein 2-like. Gene Ontology annotation, cellular component: plasma membrane. Bases 35 to 319 code for a protein of 94 amino acids. The record is from RefSeq and is a predicted model, not a curated record. The transcript has 2 exons. NCBI's taxonomy places the organism in Eukaryota, Metazoa, Chordata, Actinopteri, Salmoniformes, Salmonidae.
CUCUCUAGUCUAUCUACAGGCUGUCCAGGCCACUAUGAUCCUGUCCACAAUUCUCUGCUGCGUGGGUUUCUUUGUGUUCAUCCUUCAGCUCUUCAGACUGAAACAAGGAGAGAGAUUUGUCUUUACAGCCAUCAUCCAGCUACUGGCUAGCCUGUGUGUGAUGAUCGGAGCGUCCAUCUACACGGCAGAGAGGCAGGGUUUUACGGAGGAGUCUCUAAGGAAGGGAGGAUAUGGCUCAUCCUACGUCCUGGCCUGGAUCAGUUUCCCCAUGACUGUCAUCAGCGGACUCAUGUAUCUGGUGCUGAGGAAACGCAAAUAAAAACACUCUACAAGACACACAAACACGUUAUAAUUGAACAGAGGAAGUGUGUAAACUAACAGUCUAUUAGCUAAACAUGUUGUUUAGAGGGGAGUGGGAUGAGGUUUCCAUGGUGACGUCUAUUAGCUAAACUCUAAACAUGUUGUAAAGAGAGGCUGUUUUAAAAGACGUUUUCUCCACACUGUGUGGUUGGAAUGAGACUGUGACAUAUCAGCCUGUUGGUUUUUUUGGGGGGGGGGGGGUUUCCAUGGUGACGUCAAUGCGGUAGAUCUGAUUAACUAAUGGACCAAUAAAUGGUGUUGAAAUACGUAAUGGCAGAACGAUGGUUAAGACUGAGCAGGACAACACUGUGUGUAGUUGUAUAGUUCUACUAGAGUAAACCGAGUGUAGAAGGUGGAAUAUGUAAGAUGGUCCGUCUGCCUCCCUCCCUGCUGGCCUGCCCAUCUGUCCGUCUGCCUCCCUCCCUGCUGGCCUGCCCAUCUGUCCGUCUGCCUCCCUCCCUGCUGGCCUGCCCAUCUGUCCGUCUGCCUCCCUCCCUCCGCUGGCCUGCCCAUCUGUCCGUCU